Molecule: messenger RNA, 1555 nt
Organism: Drosophila rhopaloa
Lineage: Eukaryota; Metazoa; Arthropoda; Insecta; Diptera; Drosophilidae
Product: keratin, type I cytoskeletal 9
Exons: 2
Coding region: 430-1383 (317 amino acids)
Source: RefSeq, a predicted model, not a curated record
GAAUCGGCUUAAAAUAAUUUUUACAUAGACUAUACAAAAUGGCUCAACUUCUUUCCGUGUACGAGUGAGGGAAGAGCGGAGUUUGCAAAGGGCACAUGCUGGGGAUGAUGUGAAAGGUCAACACUCUCGCGAUCCGCAGAAAGGGAGAGUGAAGAGUGGAGAGUGAAGAGUGAAGAAAAGCAAAACGAAGACGCGGCCAUGUGGCCUUCAAUGGGUCGCGGUCGUGGAGCUCCAGUGGGUCUGGUCGUCGCCGCCGAAAGAGAUUAUCUUUGCACUUGCUCGGCGGCGUCGCGAUUGCUUAUGUAACCCCAUGGCUCCCGAGUGGAGACGAGGGCUAUAAAACGGCGCGCAGUCACGAUUGCCGAAUCAUUUCCAGUCGGUCCAGAGGCAAGCUAUCAUCCAAGAGUCCUUGGCAACGAAUCCAGAGAAAUGGCAGCCCGCUUCAUAAUCAGUGCACUCCUGCUGGCCAGUCCGGCUGUUUGGGGCAAGCCCACAUUCGGACGCGAGCACGUCCACAUCCGCAUCCACCUUCCGGAGAGCGGUGGCGACCACGGCGACCACGGCGGCCACGGAGGCGGUGACUUCGGAGGCCACGGAGGCGGCGACUUUGGCGGUCAUGGAGGCGGUGGCUACGAGAUUCACUCUCAUGAUGGAGGCUACAGCGGCGGCGGCGGCGGCGGAGGCGGUGGUCAUGUUAACACCUACGCCGUCAUCACCGAGAAUCACGGAGGCCACGGUUCCGGCGGAUAUAGCUCCGGCGGAUACAGCUCCGGCGGGUACAGCUCCGGCGGGUAUAGCUCCGGUAACGAUGAUGCCAAGAUUGCAGCCAUCGCAGCGGCCGCCGGUUCGUCGUCUGAUCACGGACAUGGCCACAGCCACGGCGGCAGCGGCGGCGGACACGGUGGAGACUACGGUGGCCAUGCCAUCGCCAACAUCGCUGCGAUUGCCGCCACCUCGGACUCCUCCGCCCACGGAGGCAGCGGUGGAUACGGGGGCUACAGCGGGGGCGGACACGGCGGUGGUGGCCAUGAUACCCAGUUGAUUGCCGCUGCUGCCGCCAGUGAUUCCCACGGCUCCGGAGGUUACAGCGGUGGCUCAUCGGGCGGAUACGAUGGCGGCUACUCCGGUGGCUCCUCCUACAGCGCCGGCUCCUCCUACAGCGGUGGCUCCUCUUACAGCUCCGGAGGAUACAGCGGUGGACAUGGCGGUGGCUACAGCAGCGGCGGCGGAUCCAGCUACGAUACCCAGGUGGUGGCCGCUGCUGCUGCUUCCGGCGGUGGCUCCUAUGGCGGAUCCGGAUCCUCCGGCGGAGGUGGCGACGGGUACAGCUACUCGGCGCCAGCUUCCGGCGGCUGGGCGGGAUCCAGCUCCAACUGGAAGUAGGCGGCAAUGUCCGGCCUUGGCCAUCUGGUCGUCUAGUCUACCGCAUAUGCCCUUCAAUUCACUCCAUCCACGGGACUCUUAACUUAUAUACGACUUGUUCGCUCAUCCAUAUUCCACACAUCCUCACGCGAUGCUGAUGUACAAAAUAAACCAUGUUAGUGUAAUAAUUUAA